Messenger RNA from Hymenoscyphus albidus, 1801 nucleotides. The record is from the annotation of a GenBank genome assembly. Lineage: Eukaryota; Fungi; Ascomycota; Leotiomycetes; Helotiales; Helotiaceae.
GAGCCAGUCAACGCCUGGCAUGAUACUGUAGAUGCAGAAAUCCAUCACCGACAGCAAAACAUGGUCAUGACCUACAUGCUUCUUCGUAUCCAUGAUGCUCUAUCGGAUAUCUUCAUCCUUUGAUUUAUACCUUUUGAAAAUGUCCUCGAUCUCUGUACAUUCGUUCAUAUAAUUGUUUUGAUUUCUGUCAUCCUUCUACAUCGUCCCGGAUGCCAUUUUAUGGUUUCUGAUCCACCAUGGCCGAUCUGAGCCUUGAGGCGGGGAUCGAUUCCUUGUCGCUAGCUGAGAGGAAAGACCCCACCAAGCGAGAGCCAGAUGUAGCAACCGAAGAAUCUACUUUCGCUGCACUUGAAAAAGAGAGGAAUGGCGUAGAAGAAAAUACAUCGAUUAAGAGACUAUGGAAAUUUCUCACUUGGACCCCCGAACGGUGCAGAUGGAACCCCGAGAAGCCUCCAAAGUUCAACAUGGCAAUGAAUCUUUUGUUUGGAUUUGUAAGUUAUGUUUCCAACUUGUUUUAUAAGAGGCAGGGCAUUAUCAAGUAGAGUAAAUACACUCGCGUUGGACAAUAAGAUACUCAAGCGAGCACAUUCUCUCUUCUGCAGUUUACUACAAGCAGACUCUUCAUGUGAUACAGUCGCUUCGCUUCCUCAAAGUAGAAGCCAAAGUGUUGUCUCAUUUUCGCUUAAACUUAAUCUCUACCCUAUCAUUUGAUCGGAAGUGCGUUGUAUCUUGCAGGCUUCUGUCAAUCUUGACAUUUUAAUAGACACAUCUGAUCAAUUCCCACAGGCUUGUACAUUUACCGUCGCCAACCUAUACUACAACCACCCAAUCCUCAAUAUCCUGGCAGUAGAAUUCAACAUCUCAGAUGAAGCCGCAUCUCUAGUUCCAACCAUCAUGCAGGCAGGCUACGCAUGCGGACUCCUCUUCCUAUGUCCUCUGGGCGACAUAUUCCCUCGACGACCAUUCGUCCUACUUCUCGUAUUCUUCACAGCAACAAUAGUAAGUCCACUUUCCAGAAACCCAUCAACCGCCUAUACUCUCUCCCAAGUUCUAGUACAACUCAACAAGAGAAACAUCACUAACCCACAAACCCAACAGUGGCUAGGCCUCUGCCUCACAACCUCCUACCCCCUCUUCCUAACCCUCUCCUUCCUCACCGCACUCACAACCGUAACCCCCCAACUCAUGCUCCCCCUCGUCGGAGACCUAGCACCUCCCCACCGCCGCGCCUCCGCCCUCUCAAUAGUCGUCUCGGGUCUCCUCCUCGGGAUGCUAAUCGCACGUCUCCUCGCCGGAAUCCUCACACAAUACACCUCCUGGCGGUCCGUCUACUUCCUCGCACUCGCGCUCCAAUACCUAAUCCUCAUCCUGCUCUGGCUCUUCAUGCCCGACUACCCGUCCACCAACCCCGCAGGGCUCAACUACUUCAAGAUGCUCUGGAGCAUCGCGCGACUCUUGCUCGAAGAACCGGUGCUGGUGCAGGCUUGUCUGGUAGCCGUGUUGGUGUCGACGACGUUUACGAGUUUCUGGACGACGCUGACGUUUUUGUUGGCGGGGGAGCCGUAUGGGUUUGAGCCUGUGCGGAUUGGUCUUUUUGCGUUGAUUGGGAUUGGGAGUAUUAUGUUGGGGCCGUUUUAUUGUAUGUUUUAUCCCUUGUCCUGCCUACCAUCUAUCUCUAUAUAUGAAUCGAUGAUUCAAGUAUCAAGAACUCGUACUAAUAAAAAAAACAGCCCGCUGGAUAAUCGACAAACUUCCCCCCCUCCACUCCGUCCUCCUAGGAACCCUCUACAGUACCUCUCCC